CCUCCUACACCCCAAGGGGUGACACGACAUUGCAGACAAUUUCAGUUGUCUAUUUGUUCUUGAACAUUGUUAUGCCUUCUGUUCGCGGGUACCUUGUUUCCUCGGAAUGGGCGCUGGUCCGCUCUCCCUCGAAAUGGAUGACGUGGGAUCUCAUCGCCGGGAUGGACUGGGCGGACAGGUCGUGGAACGCAAUGUGGAUGUGGGGUUUGGAAAAGGGACUUGGAUUCCAAGUUGGGUACAAAGUCUAUAACGUCGGUUCGGUAGUGAUCACAGGUGCGGGAUCGGGUAUUGGGGCCCAUGCUGCUAAAACACUGGCAGAGGAAGGGUACACGGUGUUUGCAGGUGUACGUAAUCUGGAGGAUGGAAAGCGUCUUCAAGAGCAACUUUCGUCUCCCGUUUCCAAGAAUAUUGUGCCCAUUUUGCUGGAUGUGACAAAUCCGACGCAUGUCAACCGGGCUGGUGAACUGGUCCGAGCCGAACUCUCCCAGCAUAGCUCCUUGCAACCGCUGGUAGCCAUAGUUAAUUGUGCUGGCAUACCCUGCGCUUCACCCAUAGAAACGAUAUCCUCUUCCCAAAUGCGACAAUGCCUAGAGGUCAAUGUCAUUGGUCCGGUACGAGUAUGUCAAGAAUUUAUACCCCUUUUGCGUGAAAGUGGUGGACGAGUCAUCAACGUGAGUUCUGCGGCUGGGUUUAUGGCAUGUCCAUUAAAUGGCGGUUACGCUGCUAGCAAGAUGGCAUUGGAGGCUUUAUCGGAUAGUUUGAGGGUAGAGAUGCAGAGGUGGGGAUUGUCUGUCUCUGUCAUCGAGCCUGGAGCGGUGGACACCAAACUCUGGUCAGAAUGCAGCAACCAGUCCCAACUUCCAUCUCCCUCUGAACACCUCUACAGUCCUCUCGUCACCUCCCUCAAAUCUCUCACGAUUGAAACCCGUCAGGGCCUCAUCUCGCCCAGGCACACUACCCGAGCCAUCCUGCACGCUAUUAAAGAUCGGUACCCGAAAACACGAUAUUUGGUUGGGUACGAUGCGCGGUGUGCUGCGUUCAUGCGUGCGUGGGUACCAGAUCGAGUGCUGGAUUGGGCGUUUUGGCUGGUUUUGGGAGAAUCGAGAAAUCCUUGAAUUGUGCGACGUUAUCGCUGAGGCAAUGCCUUUUGAAAGUGGGACUUGCCAUUAUAUUUAGUGCAUUUUCACUGUAUUUGACAUGAGAUAUUUGACUUAAGCCUAUUUGAAACCGUACAUGCCUUGCGUUUAUCACAGUCGCAUGGGAUUCAAGAGUGCAUGAAAGUAGGCAGUGGUCAGAAAGACAACUGACGGGCAUCGGAAAUCGAAUGUCUUUUUGUUUGUAGCUCUGGGCUUUUUGCGCCUCUGAGAAUGUAACCCCAAAAGACGAACAUUGGCUGAUACUUUGGCCAUUUUAUUUUUAUAUUGUUGGUAUCUGUUCUGAUGUCUCUCUAAUAAAUAAAAGUGAAAAUUUCGG
This is a messenger RNA of Spizellomyces punctatus DAOM BR117, 1473 nucleotides long. RefSeq lists its product as uncharacterized. Lineage: Eukaryota; Fungi; Chytridiomycota; Chytridiomycetes; Spizellomycetales; Spizellomycetaceae. The coding region runs from base 72 to 1115 and encodes 347 amino acids. The transcript has 2 exons. Gene Ontology annotation, molecular function: oxidoreductase activity. The record is from RefSeq and is a predicted model, not a curated record.